Exophiala bonariae is the source of this 1152-nucleotide messenger RNA. RefSeq lists its product as uncharacterized. Bases 1 to 1152 code for a protein of 383 amino acids. Gene Ontology annotation, molecular function: endopeptidase inhibitor activity; proteasome binding. The transcript has a single exon. The record is from RefSeq and is a predicted model, not a curated record. Lineage: Eukaryota; Fungi; Ascomycota; Eurotiomycetes; Chaetothyriales; Herpotrichiellaceae. Gene Ontology annotation, biological process: proteasome-mediated ubiquitin-dependent protein catabolic process.
AUGGCUCCAUCUACCACCAAUGCUCUCAGCCCGGAUGUGAUUCUUGAUUACAUGAGCAAGAGUCUUUCAGUUCAAUCCAAUGAGAGGCCAUUACUCAAGGACUCCUAUUCCGCCAUAGCCCUAUUUUCCCAUGCCUGUAUGCUCGCUGUUGGUUUCCGUCUCAUAGGACUGGGCGAGGAUGACAAGAUAGGUCAGUUCAUUCAGUCAUCCCGGGCUGACUUCUCUAACGUCUACACAGAAGCACAGUCUAAUCCCGAAAAUGUACAACCUUUACCCAAUGAGUGGAAUGCCUCUUCUUCAUAUGCCUUUCGAUAUGCGCACUCACAGUCUUCCUUGGAAUUCCUGAUAAAGGUGACUCGUCUGGGUGGGAAAGCGAUCAUUUUUGGGGUCGGUCUCGGUGACGACAGGACGGCAUCAUUCGAGGUCAAGGCACAGGACUUUACUUCGGAAGGCUCAUUGAAGGAGGCUACAUACGCAUCUUCGGACAGAAAAUCGGCACUCAGAAACGCAUUUAUCUCAAAUGGUCGGCUUGAAGACUUUGCUAAACUUUUCAAGAUCAACAUCAUUCAGAAAUUGGCUCCAGGGAUUCAGAAGUCCGGCUACGAGGAGUCACCCAUUGCUGCCGAACAACCAAGACAGCGGGAAGAACCACGGCGAGAUCACUUGAGAGAUGACCAGCCUGCUCCAGCACGACCACAGAUAUUCGACGAUCCACUAGCCGCGGCACCUCGAAGACCCGCCCCCGCCGCAGACUUCCCUCCUCCAGGAUUUGAAGAUGAAUACGAAAUCAACAGACCUCCACAUGGCAUCCCACUAGGUGGACAGCCGUUCGGAAAUAUUGGAGAGAGAGAUCUAUACCCCCCUGGACUUGGACCACAUGAUCCUCUGAGAAUUGGACCGGGAGGAGGGGGAGGCUUUCGAGGUGGAGGUGGCAUGUAUCCUACGUUUGAUGAUCCUAUCUUUGGAGGUCAACCUGGCCAACAACCAUUCAAUCCCAGAGCACCUCCAGGAGCGAGGUAUGAUCCGGUAGGACCAGGUGAUGGCCCACCUAAUUUGCGAGGAGGGCCACGUUUCCCUAGUGGAGGUGGGGGGGGAGGCGGGUUUCCUGGUGGCAAUCCAUUUGGUGGGUUCGGACGAGGCGAUUUCAUCUAG